Molecule: messenger RNA, 351 nt
Organism: Soboliphyme baturini
Lineage: Eukaryota; Metazoa; Nematoda; Enoplea; Dioctophymatida; Soboliphymatidae
Source: the annotation of a GenBank genome assembly
UUCUGCAACCUCAAAGCCGAUAUGGGACCGUGCAGAGGUGCCAACACUCGAUGGUUCUACCAGCCGAGCACACGAACGUGCCAGCCGUUUUUGUAUGGUGGGUGUAAGGGCAACGAAAAUAACUUCUUGAGUCGCCAAGAAUGCGAGACCAUUUGCUUUCCGACCAGGGAACCAACCGACGACCAAUGCAGUCUUCCGAGCGAGCCCGGUAACUGUUUGGCCUACGUUCAACGAUGGUAUUACGAUGCGCAGCGAGGUCAGUGUUACAAGUUCGUUUACGGCGGUUGCAACGGCAACGGGAAUAACUUCAAGACCUAUGACGAAUGCAUGGCCCGCUGCUCGCCGUUUUGA